This is a messenger RNA of Chaetomium fimeti, 2353 nucleotides long. RefSeq names its product serine hydroxymethyltransferase-domain-containing protein. Gene Ontology annotation, biological process: folic acid metabolic process; L-serine catabolic process; tetrahydrofolate interconversion. The transcript is spliced from 5 exons. Gene Ontology annotation, molecular function: pyridoxal phosphate binding; cobalt ion binding; zinc ion binding. The record is from RefSeq and is a predicted model, not a curated record. The coding region runs from base 263 to 1915 and encodes 550 amino acids. NCBI's taxonomy places the organism in Eukaryota, Fungi, Ascomycota, Sordariomycetes, Sordariales, Chaetomiaceae. Gene Ontology annotation, cellular component: cytoplasm.
GCUUAAGCCGAGUCAACAGACAAGGGCGUCAUGGCCGGGUAGAAGCCUCCAAUCACAUCACCUCUUUCUCUGGCCAUCCUCCGGGUCUUCCCACUUAUCGAACAACAUUGCCGGCUCUGCCAGCUAUCGACACCGACGGCGAAGCUUGCUAUCCAGUAGGCAAUUGGCACAGUCGGGCUUCCCUCUUAAUCCAAUCAUCAAUUCCCGAAUCACCAAACCAACUCUCCCCCUCUCCGUCCCUCUCCCUCCCUCCUCAGCUGCCAUGUCGGCGUUCGGCUCGGUCCCUGCGCUGCGGAGCACUGCUGCCCACGCCUCUGCCUCCGCCUCCCUCUCCCUCCGGGCUGCCGCCGCCCCCUCCUCGACGACGAUAGCGAGCCGUUUGCAGCGGGCAACAACACGACAGCCAUGGUUCCGCGGGGUCGGCUCGAGGCGGUCCGUUGGGACUAUGCCCAAUGGCAAUGAUACGCAGCAGAAGCUGCUUUCUGCACAUUUGCAACAGGCCGAUCCGAUUAUGCACGACAUCAUUGAGAAGGAGAAGAUCAGGCAAAAGCAGUUCAUCAACCUGAUUCCGUCCGAGAACUUCACCUCGCAGGCCGUGCUGGAUGCUCUAGGGAGUCCGAUGCAGAAUAAAUACUCCGAGGGUUAUCCCGGCGCGAGGUACUACGGCGGCAACGAGUUUAUCGACGCUUCCGAGAGACUGUGCCAGCAGCGGGCGCUUGAGGCGUUUGGCUUGGAUCAGAGGGAAUGGGGUGUCAACGUUCAGGCUCUCUCCGGUGCUCCCGCGAACCUCUACGUCUACUCGGCAUUGAUGGACACACACGACCGCCUCAUGGGCCUCGAUCUACCCCACGGAGGGCACUUGUCCCACGGAUACCAGACACCAACCAAGAAGAUCUCGUUUAUCUCCAAGUAUUUCGAGACCCUCCCGUACCGCCUCGACGAGUCGACCGGCUACAUCAACUACGACAAGCUCGAGGAGACGGCCAGCCUCUACCGCCCCAAGAUUAUCGUCGCCGGCGCCUCGGCCUACAGCCGGCUGAUCGACUAUGCCCGCAUGCGUGACAUCUGCGACAAGGUUAACGCCUACCUCCUCGUCGACAUGGCCCACAUCUCCGGCCUGGUCGCAGCCAAGGUCAUGCCCGGCCCCUUCGCCUACGCCGACAUCGUCACCACAACAAGCCACAAGUCCCUCCGCGGCCCGCGUGGUGCGAUCAUCUUUUUCCGCCGCGGGGUCCGCCGCACCCACCCCAAGACGGGCGUGGAGGAGAUGUACAACCUCGAGAACCCCAUCAACGCCUCCGUCUUCCCCGGCCACCAAGGCGGCCCGCACAACCACACCAUCGCCGCCCUCGCCGUGGCCCUCAAGCAGGCGCAAACCCCCGAGUUCCGCACCUACCAAUCCCAGGUCCUCUCCAACGCCCAGGCCCUGGCGCGCCGCCUCGGCGAGCCCAAGGAGAAGGGCGGGCUCGGCUACCGCAUCGUCAGCGGCGGCACGGACAACCACCUGGUACUCGCCGACCUCAAGCCGCAGGGCGUCGACGGCGCGCGCGUGGAGCGCGUGCUCGAGCUCGUCGGCGUCGCAGCCAACAAGAACACGGUGCCCGGCGACCGGUCGGCGCUGACCCCCGGCGGGCUGCGCAUGGGCACCCCCGCGAUGACGACGCGCGGGUUCGGCGAGAACGACUUCGAGCGCGUCGCCGACAUCGUCGACCGCGCCGUCACCAUCGCCGUCCGCGUCGACAAGGCCGCCCGCAAGGCCGCCGAGGAGAAGGGCGAGGUCAAGACGGCUGGCCGCCUCAAGACCUUCCUGGAGUAUCUCGGGUCUGGUGAGACGGAUACCGAGAUUGUGCAGCUCCGGAGCGAGGUUGCGGAUUGGGUUGGGACGUAUCCCCUGCCGUGGGAUGCCAAGCCGUAAGUGAAGGGGGGUUGGUUGUGUGGAAAAUAGGGGGUGGAGGAAAAGGGACGGGUUUUGUGAGAGGGUUAGACGAUGGAGAUGAUACUAUGUAACUGUUCAUGCGGCUUUGGCUUUUUGUUUGUUGUCACCACGAGGCGUUGUUGUGCCGGGCGAGCGGGUUUUAACAGUCACUUGCCCCGAUUCUUCUCGGCUUUCAACUCGAGGAUGGAAGUCGGUAGCCGAAUCUGAUAUAUCGAUACACUGCCGAGACUGCGUGUUGGGGUGCUGAUCGAGGAUGUCAAGGGUCUGUCUGUGCUAAGAGUACGUCAUGGCAUGUAUCGAGCAUCGGGAACCCGCACGUGGUAUAUGAGGUCCGCCUCGCUGACUUCGACCGAGGCACACCGCCCACUCGACGGUUUGGCCAAAUGGUAACCGGCGGUGGUCCUUGAGGCCCGGGCG